AAUAAUUUUCUUUCUUGGAAUAAUGCAAAAUUAUAUUUGGCCUACUGUAUUGCAACCUUAAAUAAUGGAAUGUGAGAAAACAAAAGAACUGUAUGUCUAAUUUAUAUGGUUGAUUUUGAGAUUCGAAAUGUCCAGGUAAUCAUUUCUGUAAUAUUUUCUCUGUGGACGCAAUAUGAAAAAAAUAACACUUCAAUACAGAAAUAUCAUUUCCUACUCUUGAUUCUUUCAAAUAUUUCUUAGUUUUAAAAUGCAAUUUUAAAUACUAAGUACAUGUACAUGUUAAGUGUAAUUUUUUUUACAAACCGAUUUUUAUAGCUACAAGUAAGUUUACGUUUCGUUAUUAAGUAAUCAUUAAGAAAGUCAAAUUCAUGUCUUAUCUAUCUUACUCUGGAUAAUUAGAUAAAUGUGCAAUGGACAUAUAGAUUGUCUGAGAAGGAGUUGAAAGAAGUCACAAGUUCUAUGAAAUCAUGUGGAAUAUAGCUAGAGUUUAUUUGCCUUUUCUAUUUUGUUUCCCUUUCAUUCUUUGUCAGCAUGAAAGUGUCCAUGUGCAUUCAAAUGCAGGAAAUAUAAUUGGAUUCGCAAACACCUCAUCGUUUAAAUCUAUAAUGUAUAAUGUUAAUAAUUUUCUCGGAAUUCCAUAUGCUGAGCCACCAUUAGGAAUCCUUAGAUUUGCAAAACCGGUCAAGAAAGCGCGUUUUACUCAGGCAUUCUCUGCAAUACAGUACGGUCCAGCUUGUCCCCAAAAGGCUGAGUUUUCCCAGCAGUGGAUUCCAGGCAAGCCCAUGAUUUCAGAGGACUGCUUGACAUUGAAUAUUUUUGCUCCAGCGCAUGCGCAUAAUUUAGCAGUUAUGGUGUGGUUUCAUGGAGGGGCAUUUGUCAUUGGACAGUCAAGUAUAUAUGAUGCUAGCACUCUUUCCGGAUUUGGUAACGUUGUAGUUGUCACAGUUAACUACAGACUUGGACCAAUAGGAUUUUUAGCCACCGAUGAUGACACAUCUAAAGGAAAUUAUGGGCUCUGGGAUCAGCACAUGGCUCUUCAGUGGGUCCAUGAUAAUAUUGCAUCUUUUGGUGGUGAUCCUAAUCUUGUGACAGUAUUUGGAGAAUCUGCAGGUGGUGCUAGUUCUUUUUUCCAUGCCACUUAUCCACCAAAUAAAGGACUGAUAAAAAGAAUAAUCUCAGAAAGUGGAACUGCAAUGUGUCCUUGGGCGUAUAGUGAAAAAGCCACAGUUGGUAGAUAUUCUAAAUUAUUAGGAAUGAAGUUAAACUGCUCAGUGACGACAAAUGUUGAGCUUGUGAACUGCCUUAGAACAAAACCGUUUGAAGAACUGAUUGCAAAUGCACAGGUUGGAACUAAAGAAGACGAACUAUACCGCCCCGAGUGGACCCCUGUUGUAGAUGGAGAAUUCGUUAAACAACUUCCACCAGAUACUUUUCUUUAUCCGGAAACAAUGUUUUCUGAGGGAAGAGCUACUCUUGCAGAUCUUGACCUUUUGAUAGGAAUUAAUGAUGGAGACGGUGGAUUUAUAACCAUGGUGUCACUUCUUCCACUAGUGCAAAGUAAAAUCACUCCAAAUUCCACAGGUCUUGACAUUAUUGACAACUAUGUUACAAAUUCUAUUCUUACAGAUCGUUUUGGUGCUACAGUUGAUUUGCUUGCCUACACAAUGUCAUUUGUAUACACUAGAUGGUCAGAGACCCAAACCAAUAAUACUUAUUUGCAAAAGAUGCUUGAUAUGUCCUCUGAUUAUCAAUUCUUCAUGCCAGCCAAAAUUUCUGCGCGUGCGCAUGCAAAAACACAAUCGUCAGGACGAAACACAUACAUGUAUCUUUUUACACAUCGUUCGUCCUAUGCACACACGAUUCCGUGGGCCCCGGGAGCGGGACACGGAGACGAGCUAGCUUACGUUUUUGGUUUUCCAUCUAGUAUGCAACAGGGACUUAAUUUUAAAGACACUCUUCAAUUAGAUGAAGUUUCACUUUCUGAGAAAAUCAUGACUUACUGGACUAAUUUUGCUAAAACGGGGAAUCCUAACAAACCUAGAGCUGUCCCACUGAUAUGGCCAAAAUUUGAUUUAAACUCAGAAUACUACAUGGAUCUCAAUACUGGACUCUCAAUAAAAUCUAAAAUGGACGCAACUCGUACAGGAUUUUGGACAAAAUUUGUUCCAAAGGCCCUCAAGGGCGUACACAAUUUUCACAAAUCGGACUCUAGUUCUCCACCAAAUACAAAUACCUUCGUUCCCAGCUCUGUACUCGGUUAAUUGUUUGAAUUUGUGUUUAAUUUCUUUGUUAAUUGUGCCAUAACAUGUAUCAAAGUUGAUGAAGAUAUUAUCUAGGAAAUAAAUCAUAUAAUAAUGAAAAAAUAAGAUUCUUCUUCUUUUGAAAAUUGUCUUAGGAUUUA
Molecule: messenger RNA, 2401 nt
Organism: Saccostrea cuccullata (small rock oyster)
Lineage: Eukaryota; Metazoa; Mollusca; Bivalvia; Ostreida; Ostreidae
Product: acetylcholinesterase-like
Exons: 2
Coding region: 468-2261 (597 amino acids)
Source: RefSeq, a predicted model, not a curated record